Messenger RNA from Linepithema humile (Argentine ant), 3732 nucleotides. RefSeq names its product mucin-5AC. The record is from RefSeq and is a predicted model, not a curated record. Lineage: Eukaryota; Metazoa; Arthropoda; Insecta; Hymenoptera; Formicidae.
UCUCUCUCUGACCCAGCUCAAGUGCGCAUCUUUUCUUCCCAUUUUUUUUUCUUUCAUCUCCCUUCCCACGUAUGAUCCCGCCGCUUCGACCCUGCGUCCUUCCACUUCAACCUUCACCUUCUUGCGACGAGGAAGUGAACCAAGUCACCGCGUCCGUCGGUUGCGUUACGCUCUGUGACAAUGACACAAGGCUAACAGUCAGCGGGAAUACGAUUCAGGAUUCGAGAUUAGGAUUCAGAACAAAGAGUGUGAUCUUGGUUUUGCGUGUAAUUUGUAAUAUGUUCUUGACGAGAAGAUCCUGAUUGUGGGAGAGAUGGAUGUUCGACGAGCCUUGCCGUUCUUACUGCUGGUAAUCUGCGUCAUCAGCGCGGCUUCUGCCAUUAGGAACGAGCCCAACAAUAUUCGGCGCAUUCGCAGAAUCGGCUUGAACGAGUAUCUCGUUCCACCGCCACUUCCUUCAAAGAUCAGGAUCGGUAGAUAUGCCCCUCAACCCACCGAGGCGCCAGGAUACUUCACGUGGUUCAUGAGUUGGUUGAAUCCCUUCAGUUCUCCGUCAGAACCGCAGCUAACGGAAGUGGUACCACCACCCCCGCAGCAAAGAAUUCCUCCAUCAUCGAUGUUUUUUCAACCGCCUUCUUCACCUUUUGGGCCACCCUCGACGGUUUACGGCGGUCCCUCGCCUACAGCUUACGAGAAACCGCCUCCUCUUUCACCGAUCUCCUCCGUCAACGAUAAUUCAGGAUAUCCUCCCUCCACGGGUAAAAGCUGCAAUUCUUGCAACAAAGUGCCUUGGACGCCGGUAAACGGCGGUUCCCAUUCGGGAGGGGAUGUAAGUGCACCGUCGCCGCCACUGUUGCCUGAAUUGCCAUCGUUAAACGGCGAUUAUCCGCCAUCGAGAAAUGUCGAAACGACUUACGAUGCUCAUUACGCCGCUUCGCAUAAUGUCAGAGCGCCGGGUUUUUCCUCCGCGUCUCCGUCGUUCCCUGGUCAGGACGGACCGUUCGUUGGUCCGUCAUCGAAUCCGCAUCUUUAUACCGGCGCGCUACCGCCGCUCUUUAACGCGGGAGAUUUUAAUUAUCCCGUAGCGUCGCCAUCCGGUUCCACCGAUGAUGGUGCGAAUAAUGGACUCACGGGAAAUAACGGACAAUCUGUCUACCCAGUUCCUUCAAGUCCUUCGGGAGGUGUCUAUCAAGAAUUAGAAUAUAACAAUGCUGGCACAAGCAAUGGAGGAUUCAAUAAUUUUGCCGCGCACAAUGAUCUGUCCUCUAGCGGUACUCAGGUGUCCCACGGUCAUGUCGAUCCUUUACCGAACAAGCAGGGAUACGAAAAUACGGCGACUCAUCAGAGCUCACCCGACUUCAUAAAUCAACAAACAUCUUUCGGUAGUGCUGAUAUUUUGAAUCAACAACCUUCGGCGGCGCCUAAUAACGGAGUGUUUUAUGACGUCACCGGGCCGAAUGCACCACUGGGCGACUUUCUCGAUAACUCGAGUCAGAUCAAUCAGAAUCUUCCCAGCAGUUACGGCAUUUCCGGUUUCGGGCAAAUACCGAACAAUUACGAGCAUCGAUACAACAAUUUGCCCACCGUCGCUAAGGAUUCUCACGCAUCGUCGACCGCUUCGGAUGGAUCUUCCGCGAAGAUUGAAAAGUCAAUACAUCAUUUUGAGCAGUCACCGUUGCUAGAUUUCACGCGCAAGGGUGAAAGUCGGACGGACUCGUCCUCGAUACCGCCGGCCUCCAACGUGGUCGCGCAUUUCGAGAGUACGAAGAUCGCCGCGACGACCUUGGCACCUGGCAAUUUCGGAACGCGUCAAGGUAGCACGUCGACGGAAUCUUACUUUUCCGCGAAUCACGUGCAGACCAUUAUGCCCUCGGCAAAAUCGAAGAUCAACAACAAUGUGAAUUCCGGAAGUGAUUCUACGAAUCUUCGGGGCCAGGACGUUUCGUACAUUCCGCCGUCAGGCCAGGCGGGAUUUUUAUGGUCCAAUACUCUACAUUCAACAAUACCACACGUUACGGAGAGAGAUCCGUUUUGGAAUCCUACGGCAAAAUCCUACGACGAUGUAGCGGAGGAAAUAUUGAAUGAAAAUGUUAAUUCGAAGGACACGACGCUUAGUCAGGAAGGUGCGAAGAGAAAUAAAAAGGUGCAAGUCAUCAUUCCUUAUACAUCACAGUACACACCACAACCGUUCCAAUCGGGAAAGGUUCCUUACACGGGCGAAGCCGAUCACGAUAGUUAUGUCGGCGAGGAAUCAAGGAAUAGUAUUAAAGUGACUAGCCCUCCGGACUCGUCGUACACCAUCCAAUCUUGGCCGACUGCUUUGGAAGAUGUUACCAAAAAACCAAACGAUGUUAAAUCGACCAAUUUCAUAAAGCUACAUAAAUUACAAAAGAAUAUCGAUAACUGGACAAUACAGGAAUAUUCGAAAGGUACAACCGUUAGUACAGCAUCGCCUAGUUCAGCCAAUCCAUAUCUUUACCCUUCAAAGCAGAUUCCUGAAAAAUAUUUGACGACCACCGAGCCUAUUAAUCACGCGACUGAUAACAAUAAUAAUAAUAUUUUUACUCUGGCCGGAUUUACUUUCAACGAUCUUAAUUACAAGGAUUCGGCUAGUAACCACGACAAAUCGCACAUACAAGUGAUACAACCCGAUAUUUCAAAGCCGGCCAAAAGUUCCACCGAAGUGCCCGCUACAUCAACGAGCGCUGAUUUCAUAUGGCGCAGCUUCUCUAUCGAUAUUUCUCCGGUGAACAAGGAACGCGUGUAUGUGGUGACGCCGCAGCCUAUCGUAACCACUCCUAAAUCGAAUCCCGCUGUGCAAAAAAAAGAGAAAGCGGCGAAAGAAGCGGAAAGGAACUCGAAAGAAUUGAAAGCUUCGAAAGACACGAAGAAGUCCACAGAGAAGUCCACUAUGUUUGAAUCGAUCGAGAAAGCCUAUCAAGUGCUGCCUCAGGCUGUGAACAACUUAGCUGUGGCUUCCACGGGCCCGGAGAGCGUUCCUUUAUGGGGCAUCAUGGAGCAUGAGUAUGCGACAAAUGACGGUGACGAACACGCUAACGAGGACAAUGAAUCUUCUGAACUUCCUGUAUUGCAUGCUACACACUCGAAAGUGUCACGUGCCAGGCGAUGACGCAUCAAGUGUGAAAAAUGCUCAAGACUAUUGUUUGUGCAUAUGGAGCAAUUUUAUAGUGUGAAUCCGUGAACGAUGCGCGACUGUGAACAAUUAAUUAAAAAUGGAGUACUUCCGAUGAAUUUUUUGAUUCAUGUUUAUGUUAUAUUACGCAAACGGGUGAGCCGUUUCGAUUUCACGUAUGUGCGUAAGUGAUUAUUGUGGCCAGUGCACCGGAUAAAUGUAUUUUAUACUCCGGACAUGUGUAUUAUUUUUACAAGCUCUGUUAUAUGUAACUCAAAAAGUUACUCAAUAAGUUUGGAAAUAAGAAAAGACUAAAGAUAUGUAAAGAAUGCGGCAUAUAUGUUUGCAUUAUGCUGUCAUCAUAACUUGCAAAAUUAUAUCGACUGUUAAAAUAGCCGCAAGUGAAUACUUCAAGUACAGGUCAGUUUUUGUAUUUGUAAAUAAGUUAAGUAAUGUAAUGUCAAAAAUUCAUCUUGAUAAUUCAAGCAAACUGUGCGAUUAUUUUGCAGUCGAGUCGCAUUUGUGCUUGUAUUGAGAUGAAUUUAAAAAUAUAGGAAAUAUUAUACGUUUUUUAAAAAUUAAAUUCUCAUUUUUAGAAA